AUGGCUAAAAGAUUGCGCCGAGUGUUUGAGUUCCGUGCAAUCGAUAAGGUCGUGACAGGAAGCUCGACAGAGGACAGGGUCACGGAACUCGAGAAGCAGAUCCAAGAGCUCCAGAAAAUGGUGGAGCAGCAACAGGAAAGAAUCGAAGCUCUGGAGCAAUGGCCCGGCGAUGUCGCACUUGUCGAGGGGAUGGAAACCCAAGACGAUAAUAACACUCCGGUGUAGCCUCAUACUCUGUCUUUUCAAGAAGGGAUUGGGAGGGUUGG
This is a messenger RNA of Amorphotheca resinae ATCC 22711, 266 nucleotides long. RefSeq lists its product as hypothetical. Bases 1 to 225 code for a protein of 74 amino acids. Lineage: Eukaryota; Fungi; Ascomycota; Leotiomycetes; Helotiales; Amorphothecaceae. The record is from RefSeq and is a predicted model, not a curated record. The transcript is spliced from 3 exons.